AUGUUUUGCCGAGCCGCUCGACAGGCGCAAAUUGCACUCCCUGUGCGAAAUGUAGCCACCAUCGCUUCGCAGGAGCCCUCUGGGCCAUCAGUGAAGACCAAAGUACCGGGACCAGCAUCAAUGGAAAUCAAGAAGAAAAUGGAUCCCUUGCAUCAAACCACGUCCGUGCGGAUUUUCGUGGACUUCGAAAAAUCGUUUGGUAAUUACAUGGUUGAUGCCGACGGAAACGCUCUACUCGACAUCUACACGCAGAUUUCUUCACUUCCUCUCGGGUACAAUCAUCCUGAUUUGGUCAAAGCCGCUGCUAAUCCACAUUUCAUUGCUGUGCAAACAAUGUUGUGUGGAACAUCUGCCAACGAGAAUGCCAUCAAGAAUGCGUUUAUUUGGUACAUGACGAAUCGUCGCGGUGGAAAUCCUCCCGAUCAGAAGGCUCUCGAUAGCGCCAUGAUGCAGAAUCAGCCCGGAACCCCUCGACUUUCGGUGCUUGGCUUCCAUGUCGACAUCCCAGCGUUCGAUUGGCCGAUUGCAAAAUUCCCUCGUUACAAAUACCCACUGGCUGACAAUAAAGCUUACAAUGAUGCCCAAGACAAAGAAUGCCUGAAAAGAUGUGCAAGAAAAAAUUGCCGAAUGGAAAAAGAAGUUGCUCCACUUCAGGAUCACGACGUGGCCGCUAUCAUCGUUGAGCCUAUUCAAGCCGAGGGUGGGGACAAUUACGGAAGUCCUGCCUUCUUCAAACAAUUACAGAAGAUCGCAGCCGAUAACGGCAUCGUCUUCAUUGUUGACGAGGUCCAAACCGGUGGUGGUGGAACGGGUGAUAUGUGGGCACACAGCCACUGGAACCUUGAUUCACCUCCUGAUAUUGUCACUUUCUCAAAAAAGCUUAUUACCGGAGGAUAUUACUAUAAGGAGAAUCUACGUAUCAAGGAGGGUUAUCGAAUUUACAACACUUGGAUGGGAGAUCCAACAAAGCUGUUCCUCUUAGAAAAAGUGGUCGAAGUCAUCAAACGAGACGACCUAAUCAACAAGACUAAAUUAGUGGGAGAAUAUUUCCAAAGCGAGCUCGCGAAUCUGCAGGCAAAUCACUCGUCGAAAGUCAGUCAGGCUCGUGGUUUGGGAACCUUUGCAGCCAUCGACUUCCCUAAUGCUUCAGUACGAGAUCAAUUCGUGGACAAGGCAAUCAAUCUCGGCCUGCAUUGCGGCGGAUGUGGCGAGAAGUCGCUGCGUUUCCGACCAUCGUUAGUGUACGACAAGAAGCACGUCGAAAUCACAUUUGAUCUGCUUGACAAGGCACUCAAACAGUUAUAA
This is a messenger RNA of Ostertagia ostertagi, 1305 nucleotides long. The record is from the annotation of a GenBank genome assembly. NCBI's taxonomy places the organism in Eukaryota, Metazoa, Nematoda, Chromadorea, Rhabditida, Trichostrongylidae.